Molecule: messenger RNA, 1304 nt
Organism: Cervus elaphus (red deer)
Lineage: Eukaryota; Metazoa; Chordata; Mammalia; Artiodactyla; Cervidae
Gene: SCX
Product: scleraxis bHLH transcription factor
Exons: 2
Coding region: 206-811 (201 amino acids)
Biological process (GO): regulation of transcription by RNA polymerase II; developmental process
Molecular function (GO): protein dimerization activity; RNA polymerase II transcription regulatory region sequence-specific DNA binding; DNA-binding transcription factor activity, RNA polymerase II-specific
Source: RefSeq, a predicted model, not a curated record
GGCCGGCGCGGGGGAGGGGCCGCCGCGGCUAUAAAGGCUCGGCCCGCGGCCCCGCUCCAGCCCGGGACGCACACGUGCGCUCUGCGCCGCAGCCGCCACCGCGGGAGCCCGGAGACCCGCGUGCCCCUGGCCCGGGCGGCAGUGGCGGCGGCAUGUGCGGCGCGCGACGGAGCUGACGGCGGCCGCCGGCCCCAGGUCCUUCGCAAUGCUGCGUUCGGCGCCGCCCGGCCGCUACCUGUACCCUGAAGUGAGCCCGAUGUCGGAGGACGAGGACCGAGGCAGCGAGAGCUCGGGUUCAGACGAGAAACCCUGCCGCGUGCACGCGGCGCGCUGUGGCCUCCAGGGCGCCCGGAGACGGGCCGGGGGCCGACGGGCGGGGGGCAGCGGCCUGGGGCCUGGAGGGCGGCCGGGCCGCGAGCCCCGGCAGCGGCACACGGCGAACGCGCGAGAGCGGGACCGCACCAACAGCGUGAACACGGCUUUCACCGCGCUACGCACGCUCAUCCCCACCGAGCCCGCUGACCGCAAACUCUCCAAGAUCGAGACCCUGCGCCUGGCCUCCAGCUACAUCUCGCACCUGGGCAACGUGCUGCUGGUGGGCGAGGCCUGCGGCGACGGGCAGCCCUGCCACUCGGGGCCCGCCUUCUUCCACGCAUCGCGUGCCGGCAGCCCCCCGCCCCCGCCGCCCCCACCCCCCGCCCGUGACGGCGAGAACGCCCAGCCCAAACAGAUCUGCACCUUCUGCCUCAGCAACCAGAGAAAGUUGACAGCACGCGUGAGCUCCUGGGGCCUGAACAUCUGGGAGAUUUAAUUUUACAAUUUCGGCUGUGCAGCAGCGCACUCUCCUCCCCAAACUGCUCGGGGAAGCCGGAGUGAGCGUGGAAGGGGGGUGCUUUCAGCGCACCCCGUGGGGAAGUCCGGAGGCGCAGGCUGGCGCUGGCCUCCACUUGGGCCCUGACACUGCCCUCCCCUCCGCAGAGCAAGGACCGAGACAGAAAGACGGCGAUCCGGAGUUAGAGGCGAUGUCGGGCCAUCCGCAGAGAGCCCCAGACCUGACUCAGGCACAGGCCUCGCUGAGGGCGCCCCCAGGCCCGCCCGGCCCCAGCUGCGAGUGGGGCCGAUGGACAGACAGGCGGCGGGAUGCGCGGCCACCCCAGCACUUGCCUGGCCCCACUGGAGCUUUCCGUGCGGGCUCGCUACCUGGUUCUCCUCUGGCUACUAUGUGCUAGCAUUCUGUGUCUUUGAUAUGAUAAUAUAAAGUCUGGAAAUUUUGUAUAAUUAAAAACAAAACAGUAUCUUCCAAA